UUUGUCCAUGCCUGCCUGUCGCCAUUCAUACAAAACGAAAUGACCGGAACCGGGAAUUCAGUCUAGCUGUCCUUUCGAACUAUAUAAUAAUACUGGACAGUAAAAGACCUGCAACUCACUCAUGUCUUACUUCGCAACAACAACUUUGCACCGUGCUCUGCAUCACCUCGAGACUGCUUGGCUUUUCACGAGAUCUGACUUCAAGACAAUAAUUUUUCCCGUGAUGAUAUUUGCAACUGUCGUAUCUCCUCGCCACAACGUGCUAGCUCUAUUUUGCGCUCUCUGCUGGCUCUGGUUCCAUCUCUUUCAAUUCAACGCGUCUAACCAAUCCUAUUCUGUCCAUGAAGAUCUCUUGAACAAACCAUGGCGUCCUGUGGCGUCCGGGCGCAUCAGUGUGAAGGAUUCUCGUGCAUUGCGCUGGGCACUCGCGGUGUUCUGCUCGGGCCUUUCAUUCCUUUUCGGCUUAAAUGUCGUUAUAACCAGCGGUGUUUACACCGUGCUCGUAGUUAUGCACGACGAUUUUCUUCUCGGUCACCAUCCCAUUUUCAAGAAUUUGUGCAAUGUGGGAGGUUAUGUGACACUUGAACUUGGUUCUUUGUUGAUUCUGUCAAGGGAAUCUUCGCUCGACGGAACGAGCAUAAAAGCGCUUUCCUGCAGCGCGCUUGUCAUAUUUCUGACAGUCCAUGCGCAGGAUUUUGCCGAUGUCAAUGGUGAUCGUAGGUCAGGACGACGAACUCUGCCGAUCAUAGCGCCCGAAGGAUCUCGUAUCUAUAUGCUUUGUGCACUUCCGCUAUCUUCUUUUGCGCUUGCCUCAGUUUGGAGUUUGGGGCCUCUCUCCAGUCUUCUUUUUGUUUCUAUGAGUUCUUGGGUCGGCAUUCGCUACUAUCUCUUUCGCGACGAGAUUUGUGACCAGGCCAACUACCGUCUGUACAACAUAUGGAUCAUGGGCGUUCAUUUUUUGUCAGCUAAUGUGCGUUUUCAUGCAUUGGCGUGGUAGUGACUCGUGAGGUCAUGACCAUGGUGGGAGAAUCUACAUAGCUUCCC
This is a messenger RNA of Suillus discolor, 1044 nucleotides long. Its product is annotated as UbiA prenyltransferase family-domain-containing protein. Bases 122 to 997 code for a protein of 291 amino acids. The record is from RefSeq and is a predicted model, not a curated record. Gene Ontology annotation, cellular component: membrane. NCBI's taxonomy places the organism in Eukaryota, Fungi, Basidiomycota, Agaricomycetes, Boletales, Suillaceae. The transcript is spliced from 4 exons. Gene Ontology annotation, molecular function: transferase activity, transferring alkyl or aryl (other than methyl) groups.